Messenger RNA from Orussus abietinus, 865 nucleotides. RefSeq names its product muscle-specific protein 20 (gene Mp20). Gene Ontology annotation, molecular function: protein binding. The record is from RefSeq and is a predicted model, not a curated record. NCBI's taxonomy places the organism in Eukaryota, Metazoa, Arthropoda, Insecta, Hymenoptera, Orussidae. The transcript has 4 exons. Bases 114 to 668 code for a protein of 184 amino acids.
ACCCAGUUGGACAGAUCGGAGGCGUGGGCUGGACGAGUUGCGUUGCGUACGGGGUAUAAGAGCCGUUGGCAAGCCGCCCCGAACACUUUGCUUCUCCACUUCACAAGGCAAGGAUGGCUCUUGAGCGUCAAGUUCGCGCUAAGAUCGCGGGUAAACGCGACCCCCAGCAAGAGAAGGAGGCCCAGGAAUGGAUCGAAACGGUCCUUGGGAAGAAAUUCCCAGCUGGUGAGCAGUUCGAGGAUGUGAUCCGGGAUGGCCAGGUCCUUUGCCACCUCAUGAACAAGAUCGCUCCAGGAUCCGUACCUAAAAUCAACACCAGCGGUGGUCAGUUCAAGAUGAUGGAGAACAUCAACCAGUUCCAGAAGGCGUUGAAAGAGUAUGGCGUGGCUGAUGUCGACGUCUUCCAAACGGUCGACUUAUGGGAAAAGAAAGACAUAUCCCAAGUCGUGACCACUCUGUUCGCCCUGGGACGCACGACGUACAAGCAUCCCGAAUGGACUGGACCUUACCUGGGGCCGAAACCCUCCGAUGAAUGCAAACGUGAUUUCUCCGAAGAGCAGCUUCGAGCUGGCCAAUCCGUGAUCGGUCUUCAGGCCGGCUCCAACAAAGGCGCCACUCAAUCAGGACAAAGCAUCGGCGCUACUCGUAAAAUCCUCCUCGGAAAGUAAUCCUCUCCAUCUGCGGGGCCAGUUCGUUAAUUUAUAUUUUGUAUAUGUAAAUAUAUCGAUAUUUAUUUCGUCUUUUAUAUAUGCAUUGCACGAACCGUCGUCGUGCGCGCGCACCGCCUAGGUUAUCUGUCCAACAUCCAGCGUGAAGUGUAUAUCAGGACAUCCGAUCCAAUAAAAUGGUCCAAAGUUCUGUAAAA